GAACGAUCUGGAGGCAUGCUGCUUUAAGACACCAGCUGGUGUUUUCUGCAUUUUCACAAUUAGACGAUUGAAGUGAAAAGUACGUUUUUCAUUUCUGAUAUUUCUACGUGGUACUCGUAUUUAGUGUAAAAUAAAGGAUAUUUAGAGUUUUCAAGAUUAUCCAAAGGGACAAUGCAUUUUCCGAUUUUUUCUACGCUAACGGUAUUGGCCUUCAUCACUGGCAAAGUGGAUUUAAAACUUGUCGACUUAACUCACAUUCUUGGUCCAAGCCCACCCAACUGGCCAGGCGAUCCACCUUAUAUCUUCACAAUUUUGUACCGACAACAAUUCGAUGAUUAUUGGUAUGAAUUAAAUAAAUUUGAAACAGUGGAGCAUAUAGGGACACAUCUGGACGCACCAGCACAUUUUUCCGAAGGAUCUAAGAGGGUACACGAAAUUCCAAUGGAGAAGUUAGCAGGACCGGGAGUUAUCAUCAAUGUUAAAGCGAAGGUAGCCGAGAAUCUGGAUUACCAAGUUUCCAAGGAUGACUUAGAAGCCUGGGAAUCGAAACACAACAAAACAAUUCCAAAUGGGUCAGUUGUAAUAAUGAACUCUGGAUGGUCUUCAAAAUUUCCAAACGCCUCUCUUUUAUUUGGAACGGAAACUCCAGAUAAUGCAAGCACCUUUCAUUUUCCUGGCUGGAAAAAAGAGAGUGUUGACUGGUUGAUUACAGAACGCUUUGUUAAUGCGAUCGGUGUAGACACGCCUUCAACUGACUUCGGUCAAUCGGCUACUUUUCCUGUACACCAGCGUCUCGGAAAAGGAAAUGUUCCGGGAGUUGAGUUGGUCGCGAAUUUAGACUCAAUCCCGGAAUAUGGAUCUACGAUCUAUGUAGCGGUUAUAAGAAUAUACGAAGGCAGUGGAGGACCAGCAAGAGUUUUUGCGACAUUCCAAGAAAAUGAAGACGACGACGAGGAUAGCGAAAGUGAAUCAGAUAGCGAGACUAGCGAGGAAAGUGUUUCAGAAUAGAUGUACUGAAAUAUGUUGUAUCUCAGUUGUGUGUACAUUUUCUGUAAAUAGACUAGGUUUUACUUUGGCGUGUACAGGCGGGGUUCGAGUGAUAUGUUUCGGGUUACAUUUGUUAUGAAUGAUAACAUAUUUUCCCUCUGACUACAUGUAUAUAUAUAAAUAAACUACUAGUAAAUCAGCACGUUGCUGUGACAGAUGGCUACAAAUGCACACUGCUAAUAAUUCAACGACAAUUUCCAAAUGAUUAGGUAUCCCGCUAGCCAAUUCGGCUGUAAACUGCAGCUGAAUGCGAAUAUUUCAUUCCGUAAUACCGAAAUCACAUGCGGGGAAACACGUGAUUUGCCGAAGAUUCACUACCAUCAUAGAUCUCGAAAUAUAUUAUAAUAGCUCCUUAGCUUUAUUAAUUGUAACCAAGGCUAUAAAGUUGCAGAAUGGUAACAGCGUCAACACUUAUUUACCUGUGUCAUAUACUCAAUAUUCUGCACUGAAGUCCUAUGAUAGUUUCUGACCUUGAAGCUAAUGAAUCACAGGUGCUGUAGUACUUUCCAAAAGGAAACUUGAUGCUAAUUCAAGCAAAUAAAAGGGUGUCAUUUAAA
Molecule: messenger RNA, 1604 nt
Organism: Mercenaria mercenaria
Lineage: Eukaryota; Metazoa; Mollusca; Bivalvia; Venerida; Veneridae
Product: isatin hydrolase-like
Exons: 4
Coding region: 172-1008 (278 amino acids)
Molecular function (GO): arylformamidase activity
Source: RefSeq, a predicted model, not a curated record